Diprion similis is the source of this 2169-nucleotide messenger RNA. Its product is annotated as unconventional myosin-XIX-like. Gene Ontology annotation, cellular component: cytoplasm; myosin complex; actin cytoskeleton. Bases 1 to 2169 code for a protein of 722 amino acids. The transcript has 9 exons. Lineage: Eukaryota; Metazoa; Arthropoda; Insecta; Hymenoptera; Diprionidae. Gene Ontology annotation, molecular function: ATP binding; microfilament motor activity; actin filament binding. Gene Ontology annotation, biological process: actin filament organization; vesicle transport along actin filament. The record is from RefSeq and is a predicted model, not a curated record.
AUGACCAAGGUUCAGGAUUUCGAAUUCCUGACAAAGCAAAGCUCGAACAAUUUGGCUGACAUACCAGACAACGAAGACCUGAUCGUCAAAUAUCUUGUGCUGCGUUACGUUCAAGGGAAAGUCUACACUUGGGUAGGACCGGUACUAUUGGCGUUGAAUCCUCGUCAGCCCAAUUCAGAUCUGUACGAUCGCACUCGUCAGGAUCAUUUUACAAAAUCUUUGAACAAUUCACAGCAAGAGCUGCUAGAACCGCAUGUAUUUGCGGUGGCAGCACAAGCUCGUUACAGACUUGCUUGUGGUCUGGGCAAAGUGCAUCAAGUGAUCGUAAUUAGCGGAGACAGUGGAUCAGGAAAAACUUUUUCAGCAUGCAAAAUUUUGAAUUUUCUGGCAGCAACUGAUCAAAGCAACCGCGAUCAGACCGAAUCAACCCUCUCACAAAUUGGCAAAGCCUGCUCGGUUGUAUCCUCAUUCAGCACUGCUAGCACCGAACGAAAUAAACACAGCUCUAGGCACGGACAACUCGUCCAGUUACAGUAUGUGAACGGAACCAUACAAGGGGCUGUGAUCAACUCCUUUCUUCUUGAACAAAGCAGAGUCACUGGAGUCUGUAAUAACUUUCACAUUUUUGGUCAGAUGUUGGCUGGUUUAGCCGAUUCUCAUUUGGGUACUUUGAAAUUGUCUAGAACCACACUUUACAAGAUUAUCACCAACGACAGUCACACUAUUUUGAAUGAGGACUAUGUCAAAGGGUUUCAGGAGACUGUCGAAGCAAUGGAUUACCUCAGGAUUGGAGAGAGCCAAAGGCAUGAUAUUUUCAAAGUUAUCGCGCUCCUCCUCCAUCUACGAAACAUACAAUUCCAAGAACGACUCACAGUUGGUUGUGAUGUCGAUGUGCAGAAGAAAGAAUCAUCAAAUGCUCUUGAAGGCGCCUGCCACUUGCUUGGACUGCCGAUUCCUGAUCUGAUCAAACUACUGACUACAAGUAUGAUCACACCUCGGAGCAGGCUACAAAGACGAUCAACAUAUUACUGCACCAUAACUAGCGUGGAGGGGUGUAACACCAGAUUACACAGUAUAAUCAGAUAUUUGUAUUACCGACUGUUUUAUUGGCUGAUAGAUCGUUUGAAUGAGAUAUUAACAUCUCUGAAGCAGAAGCCAAAGUUACUAGGUGUACUAGAUAUUUUUGGAUUCGAAUUCUUCUCUGUGAAUAGCAUCGAACAAUUGAGUAUUAAUUAUGCGAAUGAAAGAAUGCAGCUACAUUUUGUCGAGAAAUAUUUAGAAGCCAGUAGGUCAGAGCUGGCGAGUGAAGGACUGAGUUUAUCUCCACCUCUAUCCACAGCCACAAACCAUCGGGAACGUCUCGCUGCAAUUGAGAAUUGCUUGUUUCCAGUGUUGGACGAUGCUUGUUUGAUCGCCAGAACACAAAAGCAUUCCAGUUUUGAUCAGCUUGUGCUUCCAACUAGUAACGCCAGCACAAAUUUCAUACAUGAAAAAGGUGAAACUUUUGCAAUCCGCCACUAUUCACGUAUUGUAGAAUACAGCACAGUUGACGUACUUCGUAAAAAUACAGACAAGGUCCCUGCCGAGCUGGUAUCGACAUUCAGCCUUUGUCAGAAUAAAUUUAUUCUGAUCUUACUAAACAAAGAAAAUACGAAUAGACAAUCCCAUCUUCAACAGGAGCCAGGGUUUGACAAAAAAAAGAAAAAUACAACCUUGGGAAAAUUCAAACAUAGUAUGGAUGCACUGAUGAAAGAACUCGACGAAUAUGAUUUACAUUACAUUCGCUGCAUCAAACCUUCGAACCACAUUGACGAGGGUGAAAUGAUGAAGGAUUUCAAACAACAAUUAGCGUGUAGCGGUAUACUAGAUGCUUUGCUACUUGCUCGAUGUGCGCUUCCAAUUCGGCUGGAAUAUAAAGAGUUUAUAAAAAGAUAUUCCAAGCAAGUAACGGCCGAAGUCAAAGAUCCGAUCUGGAUUUGUAAAAUGAUUUUAAAACUAGUUUUGAAUGGCGAUGAAUUGCAAUCGUUGGUGCACUUUGGCAAUCGUCUGAUUUUCCUCACUGAAGCAGUAUUAUAUAAACUGGAGUUAGUAAGAGAUGAAUUCCGAUCUCAGUGUGCCUCGAAAAUACAAUGCCUUUGGUUCAAGUACAGUGAGUGGAAUUUGAUCUGA